Serpula lacrymans var. lacrymans S7.9 is the source of this 701-nucleotide messenger RNA. RefSeq lists its product as uncharacterized. The coding region runs from base 405 to 701 and encodes 98 amino acids. The record is from RefSeq and is a predicted model, not a curated record. Lineage: Eukaryota; Fungi; Basidiomycota; Agaricomycetes; Boletales; Serpulaceae. The transcript is spliced from 2 exons.
AUAAUAGAAUGGGAUGAAAGCAAGUGAGCACGGGUAUAGACGGUAGUGAAUGUGAUGUGAAGAAUGGAAGAGAGGAGUACUGAAGAAAUUUGGGAGGGAGGGUCGGGUUCUUAUACCACACAGAUAUCGUGUCGGGCGGCUGACAGACUUUGGGCGGUCUCGAAUGCAAUAGUAUUUGGGCGGAUACAGACCAGGAGGUUGGAGCUUACCUUGGGACCAGGCGAUAAUACAAGGUGUCAGCCACCGUAGAGAUUGGAAGACUCCAUAGUACAAGUCAGACAUACGAUCUGACUGACUGAUGAAAAAUCCAGGACCGUCAUAUAGCACGACUGCAAAACCAACAGAUUGUCAAUGCCAGGCGUAUUACAUACAGAUUCACAGCAAAAGGUGCUUUGAAGGUUGGGAUGGAUGCGGUAUCACAGCAGAAUGGCGGCUAUGAGAAAUGGCGAGAACUCUAUCACGAACUUCUCCCUCUAUAUUCCAUCUCCCAUAUCUCGUCUCCAAGUCCCCUCCUUUGCCUGGCGCGAGAACCAGGACCAUUGCUGGAACUGUUGGAAGAUGCCGAGAGGAGCAUGGUGUCCCAGAGGUCUCCCAAGACACGAGGACAAAAUGCACCAACACAAGGCGGCCGUCCUGUCCGAGGAAACGAUGAGACAGGGAGUGGCGUAAGUGGAAGAAAGACGGCACCAAUCACAUCAUGA